Liolophura sinensis is the source of this 5232-nucleotide messenger RNA. Its product is annotated as solute carrier organic anion transporter family member 2A1-like. Lineage: Eukaryota; Metazoa; Mollusca; Polyplacophora; Chitonida; Chitonidae. The transcript has 10 exons. Gene Ontology annotation, molecular function: protein binding. Gene Ontology annotation, cellular component: basolateral plasma membrane. Bases 446 to 2500 code for a protein of 684 amino acids. The record is from RefSeq and is a predicted model, not a curated record. Gene Ontology annotation, biological process: sodium-independent organic anion transport; transmembrane transport.
CAGCUUUGUAAAAACGUGCCUGAUACGGUCAUGCGCAAAUAUACUCUCCCUAGGGGGACACUAUAAAGUGCACAAAAACAUAAUCAAAGUUGUGAGUGUGGGUCGAAAGUUUACAGUCGAAUGCUUUCUCGCACAGGUAUCCGGGAGGCGAACAGCGUCGAGAGCUAAUCUGUGGAAUUUAAUGAUACCUAGAAGAAUGCGUAUUUAUUAAAAGUGGUAAAGGGUUGCUCGCAUUUCUCAAUCACGUCAAGUUCCAAGCAGACCCGUGUCAGGACUUUGUGCUUGUGUUUGCCUGACGCAGCUGUUCAGUGACAAUUUUUCUCUACCUUGAAGCUAAGAUUCCAUCUUCAGUGUGCUGGUGAAGUGAUAAGCCUAUUUUUUGUACGCACUAUCAUUGUAGACGAGGGCCUUGCGCUACAACGAAACAACCUAGAAAGCGUCCACGAUGUCUGCAGACAAAGCAAAAGGGACGUCAGUAGAGGAAAUGGCGACUCACGUUGAAGACGGUAGCCCACACGAGGAUGAUGUGGACACCCGUUGUGGCGUAGGAAGCUUCAAGCCAAGCUUUUUGCAAGUCUUUGCCACCAUUCAAGGGUUCGUCGCGUUCAACGCCUUGUCGAACCUGUUCACAUAUGGCAUACGAAUCUUCCUGGUGUCCCAGUUGACCACCAUCGAGAAGCGAUUUGGCUUCAGCAGCUCCCAGAGCGGUUUCAUCCUCAGUUCGUCGCAGAUCUCAUUUGUCGUCUGCAUUCUUCUGUUCUCCUACUACAGCCGCUAUUCUCAUAUCCCUCGCAUUCUGUCCGUGACAAACAUGAUUGCCGGAGCCACGGGAAUUGUUUUCUUUACCGCUCAUUUCCUUCCAUUCCAAGACGACUCGACCGGGGCUUCCGGCUCAUUGCUUGUUGGCAACCGUUCUGCAAACGCUUCUGCAGGAGGGAUUUGCCAGAUUACCGAUGGACCAGGAGUAAUGGCGGAACCCAUCUGUAACAAACGUAAUUCAAUCAUCAGUGAAAACAACUUAGCCCUGGGUAUUUUUCUGGCCUGCAUGUUGAUUCAAGGAGCAGUUACGUCCCCUCGCACGCCGCUAGGUGGCACCUUCGUGGACGACAACAACCCAGUGCCGACGAACACCGGAAAGUAUAUCGGUAUAAUGAUGGGAAUUUUAACACUGGCACCGGCGUUAGCGUUUGCAUUUGGAGCAAUGAGCAGCCGCAUAUUCCACACACUUGAAGCCACCGACCUGACCUCGCGGGACCCGACCUGGAUAGGAGCCUGGUGGAUUGGUUUUGUUAUCCUCGGAUGUCUCAGUAUGUUUUUCUCUUCUUUCCUCUUUUGCUUCCCUAAACGCCUGAGAAUGGCGCCAGUGCACAGUGCUAAGACAGGUGAAAAAGAAACGAAGAAAGAAGAAAGCAAGAUGCCAGAAAGGAAGAGCUGCGUGGGUCGAUUCAAACGUCUGGUCAUAGUUCCCCUCCGAUCUGUGUUCCGAGUACUCAGGCUUCCGGUAUUCACGCUGCUCGCCUUGUCCUCCACUAUGCACACGUUCGCUCUCCUCGGUAUGGCAUCGUUCUUUCCCAAAUACCUGGAGACACAGUUCUACAUUCCGACUUACAAAACGAGUCUGAUGUUAGGCGUCAUUUCUCUGUUCGGGAGCACGAUUGGUCCAGUGGUAGGAGGGUUUGUGACGUCACACUUUAAACUGACCACUCGCGGAAACCUGCGCCUUAUUCUGGGAGUCUGUAUUUUGCUGACCAUUGGGUGUCCCAUAGGGAUGUUCCUGGCUGGUCAACCCACGGACCUGGUCCAGUCCAAGUUCGGAGGACAACUUAAGCCGGGGGCGUUGAUGGGCAACGACAGCUGCGUCGCUGGCUGUCUGUGUAGCGGUGACGUCAUCCAGCCGGUAUGUGGUUCUGACGGUGUGACGUAUAUGUCCCCGUGUCACGCAGGAUGCUACAGAAGGGAAAACUCCAUCUACCUCAACUGUACCUGUUCCGGAGGUACAGCUAAGCCCGGUUCCUGUGCCCCCGAGGAUGUGAAGGUAUACCCCUUGCUCGUUUACAGCACCUUGACCUCCUUCACCGUGACCUUUGCAAUCAGUCCCAACUUCAUGGUUAUUGUUAGAACGGUGACAAAGAAUGACAAGUCGUUAGCGCUGGGUUUAUCUUCCUUCAUAUCCACAUUGAUAGGUCACUUCCCUGCACCGGUUGUUUACGGGGCGAUCGUCGACUCAGUCUGUUCAAUAUGGCAUGAAACCUGUGCUGGUACGGGCGCAUGCGCACACUAUGACCUGAGUGCCUUCCGCUUCAAAAUCUUCGGCACCAACAUGGGAUUAUUCUUCCUGUCGGCCGUUCUCAUCUUUUUUGCCUUGCUAGCCCACAAUCCUCAGGAUGAAGAAAGUGAUUCUAUGUCUAAAAGCAUAGCCACCUCUGUAACAACUGUGUCAGCGAACGGAGAACCCGAGCUAUUGAACGUCAAGCCGACUGGGAAGGAAACGAAGUAUUGAAAGAAAAGUAUUAGCCAAAAAAAAAAACACAUAUACAUAAAUAUAUUCACCUGAAAGAUCUGAUUUUGCUCUUUUUAUUAUUUUUUUUAUUAUCAUUAUAGUGUUUAAAGCUGUUUAAACACUUAAAUGGUGAUAAAUAUUAACGACGACUGUGAUUGGAGGCAUGAUAAAUUUGGAGUCUGAUCAGUUUGAUCAUGGCUCUAUGUUUAAAAGGAUUUAUCUACAUUGGUUGGACAGUGCAGUUCCGUUGAAGCAAUGCAUGCAGCAUACGGGCCAACUGACGUCAGCAGAAGUGGAUUUCAUUGGCUACUUCCACAUAAGGUCAGACGGUUUUCUCAUACGGAUAUAAAUUUCCUAUUAAAUCCUAAAAUAUUUCCAAGAAAUAUUUUAUGUUAAUAGCUGUGAAAAAAAAAUAUUGUAUGUGAUUUCAUAUUUGAAAAGAGCAGUGUCAGAUACAUCCGCUGAUGUAUAAUGUGUAUUAUGAUAGAUUUUGCUAAAAACAUUACUUUCGCCUUCGUGUCUAUGCACGGCUGAUUUUAGGAAGUGUCAAUGAUGGGGGAGCCUAUCCCCCAUCUACCACCUAGAUGAGAAAUCCAUGCAUGGCGAAAUCAUGCGCUGGAGCGAGUUUCGCAUGUUAUGAGAUAUAGGCUCGUUUUCACGAGUUAAUCUUAACAUUUUGACUAGGGGCUCGCUUCCAGAAAAUCUCUUGACAAAUUCUCUGUGCUGUCAUGGCAUAGCAUGUCAGGUAUGCAAUGUAACUACAUUGAAGUGCAGUUUAUCGAUCUCUGUAUAUCGAACUUAUUUAGAUCAUCAUCAUGCAAAACCGUAGGAGGAGAAAACUGAGAAUUGGUGAUAAAUAACAUACUAAUGACUGCAUUGUGCAUUUAAAAAUUCUUUCGGAACAAAAUGUUUACAUUUAACGCUUUUGUGCGCCUUUUGGUGCAUAAAGAGUUCACCCAUAACAACGUUCAACCAAGACAUGUUAGCCAUGGAAAGUAGGGCCUAUACUCCAAACAGCAACUUUACAUCAUCUUAUUUAGCCAUAGACGGUGUACCCAAAACAACAACGUUACCCCAGCUUAGUUUAGCUAUAGACAGUGUGCCCAAAAGAACAACGUUACCCCAGCUUAUUUUAGCUAUAGACAGUGCACCCAAAACGACGUUACAUCAGCUUAGUUUAGCCAUAGGCAGUGUACCCAAAACAACAACGUUACACCAGGUUAGUUUAGACAUAGACAGUGUACUUGAAAUAACAGUUUACCCAAUACAAACAACGAAUUUACACCAGGCUCUUUCUGGACACAGACAUUGUAUCCGAAACAAUGACGUCAAACUGACUGACUUUGGCCAUACAGAUGUACCCAAAGACACUUUACACUGGCCUAACGUUUGCAACAACGUUACUUUGUGCAUACCAUUAUUUAUCCGGAAGGCCAUAGAAGAAAUCUAAUUCUGUGAAAAUCACCCAGUUAAUUUGACAUCUGAAUUUAGUCCCUCUUCAAAGUCGUGCCGUCGACUUUAAUAUCAACAGGCUUGGUACUGUACAUUACAGGCAUUGUGAUAAACAUUAUCGGUUAUGGAAUGUGCACUAAUGAGAACCCUGAUGUGAAGUUUGAGAACGGCUUUGUACAGGGAGAUAUAAUAAAGAUAUGGUAAGAUCAAAUCUAUAUUCCUUUCUAGAAAAAAUAUGUAAAGACAAACUAUUUUCGUGUUUAAUUUCCUUAUCCCUAACUCUUGGAAGCAGUUAUUAUAGCGAUCAAGCUCCGUACAUGUUUCAUACUUGUCCACGGAUGAUAGUAAAACUUGAAAACUUGUACAUGUAUAGUUUAAAAAAUUAAAAACGUCAAUUAUAAAGGAAAGAAAUAAGUGCAAUAAUGUUGAAAACGAUUUCAAAUCAAAACGCAAGCAUUUAAUUUUAGCUCAACAAACUAAGAGGGCAAUGCCAAGACAUCAUCACAUGUAACUUCAAGUGGUUGGUAUUUUACGGGCAGCUUUAUUUCUGAAAUAAGACAAGGUAUAUAAGGGAAGGGUAAGUUAAUAAAAUUUGAAAAUUAACAUUUUUUGAAUUUUUUGAUUUUUUGAACCGCCUGGAACCAGCCUAAUAAGCCAAUUAGCCAAAUGAAUGGCACACAUUUUGUCCUAAGUAUCAAGAUAAGCAUAUCACCAUCUGGCAUUCUAAGCUACUUCCUCCGUUGAGAUUACGUCUGUAAUACACUUGGGCGUCAUACUUUUUACAACAGCGAUGUCGAAAGCGAGGCUCAUGCAUUACGUCACCUGAUAUGAGAUGAUCAGAUCCGCACGAAGAGCGCUGACCUGUUUUGCUUUAACUCUACAGAAACGCCAUCGCUCUCCUUGGCAUAUGCCUGCAGUAGCGUUCGCUUUUAACGUGCUUCUUCGAGUUUUCCAUGACUUCGAUAUUGAGUGUUUGUCAUUAUAGACAUUGAAUUAAUAUAUCAUAAUAUAUUAGCCGAAACCAAAAUGUUUUGAAUCGCAUAUUAUUAUUCCCAAAGCCCGCUUCGAUUUCAACUGCCUCGGAUGUUUACACGUAACAGAAGGUGAACCUACUUUGUGAAACGCUCAAAGAAAUAUUGGAAUUAUUUUACGAUAUGAUGUAUACUCAGAAUUAAAUACAAUUACACUAAAAGUAGAUUGUGUCAUCCGCAAAAAUCUCAUUAACAUAAUUGUGUUGUAUUCAUGUUAUAUUCAAAUAAAGAUUGUACACUAUUAGCUUA